CAGAAGGUCCCUGCAAAAAGGGUACUGCUCUUCAUCUUCGUAGUCCACAGUCAAUAUCCAAACCCUUCUGAAACCUAAACGGAAAUGCCCGCCAGCCCAAGCUCUAAUUUUAAUCCCAUUCCCAUCUCGCCAUGUAUUGCAAACCCAAUUCCCCAAGCCUAGACCCCAAGCCCCAAAUCCACCAACCAUGUCCACGCCUCGCCCAUCCUGGACCAUCGACCCGGACCUCGACACCAUCGACCUUGAACCCGAAGACUUUGCCGCCUCUCUUCCCAUCAAGAAAGUCCCAGCCGGCGACGUCUUCGAGGCCUCCCGUGCCGGCGACGUCGAUAGGCUCCGGUACCUGCUGGAGUCGGGGGUGAAUGUGAACGCGCGGGACCAAUGGGACUCGGUGGCACUCUACUACGCCUGCCUCGCCGGCCAUCUCGAUGCUGCGCGAAUGCUACUCGAGAGCGGCGCGAUAUGCUCGGAGCAUACCUUUGAUGGCGAUCGCUGCCACUACGCAGCGCUAAAUUUGAAGGUUCGAAAGCUGUUGAAGGCCUUCGAGGCGCGGCCUCCGCCUUUGGGGCCGUUACAGGGGGCGCUGAGAGAGACUUUCUUAGGGUGCGCCGCAAAUCGGAUUUACAGUGAAGAAUUGGAGGGGCAAUUUCAAAAUUCAGGCCUUUCAUCCAAUGGGGGACUCAAUAGGGAUCACUUUCCUCCAGAUGUGGCAUUUUAUGUCCAAGGAAGACCUAUUGAAGUUCACAGGAUCAUCCUAAGUGCUCGGUCACCAUUCUUUAAAAGAAAAUUUGAGAGUGAUUGGAAAGAUCGAACAGAAGUAAGAUUCUCAAGGGAAAAAUUGUCUUAUCCUGCUCUAUACAGCCUUAUCCACUUCUUUUAUUCUGAUAGAUUAGAUAUUGCAGUAGAUGACAUGGAAGAUCUUGUGAGAAUCUGCAAGGUUUGCAAAUGUGAAGCAUUACAAAGGGUCCUAGAGAAAGAAUUAAUUCACCAAAAAUAUGCAGAGUACAAAGCACUGAGAGAUGUAGACAACUCUCAGAAACGAUUUAUCUUACAGGGCCUUUCCCUUCCUGAGGAAGACCGGCUUCCUGCUGCCUUGCAUCGUAUCCUUCAAAUAUCCCUUGCCAAGUCCAACCAGGAACAUAACCUAGAGAAUGGUGUUAGUAAAUUAGUAUCUUGUGUUGGUGCAAUGAAAAUGGGUGGUUCUGAUGAUCAUGCAGAUGUUUGUAUAAAAGUUGACAAAAAGGUCUUUCGUUGCCACCAAGUGGUUUUAGCAGCAAGAUCAGAGUACUUUAAAGCAAGGUUAUCCCGUAUGAAGGAUUUUCUUGAAGGAAUAAAUGGGUUGCCAAAUUAUACUCUUCCAUGUCUUGAAGAACAUGACUUGAGCAUGGAGGCAUUUGAGAAAAUUAUUGAGUAUAUGUAUACUGAUGGUUUGAAGGAUAUGGACCCUGAUCAGGCAGAAGAAUUGUUUGAUGCUGCUUCAAGGUAUUUGUUGUUUCCUCUUAAGCGUGCUGUUGCUGAUGCGCUGAUGCCACAUCUGGAAAUGGUUCCACCGGCAGAGUUAUGCCAUUGGCUGAUAUUAUCAGACAUGUAUGGGGUUCUGAAGAUAAGGGAAUAUUGCCUGGAUGUGAUAGCAUGUAACUUUGAGACAUUUGCUGAUGCUCCAGAGUUCAGAGCAAUGCUCUUGACCCUUCCACCUCCAUCAGGAGAUUCCUCGCUACGUACCACUGUUCCAAGUGCUCCAGGAGCUGGGAUGAAUACAGACCAAGGAAAUCUUCUUGAUGAUUUGCGAGAGAAAUGGCUUGAGGCUGAAGCUGCUGAGCUUGAUAAGAGAGAUGAAAGUGCAUUGCAAUUUGAUAAGCGCCUAGAGAUGCUUGUGGUUGUAGCAGAACAAGAAAAUUCUGCUACUCACUGAUGAUAUUCAUGACUGCUCCAGAUGAGCUAUCUUUUCCCCCUCAUCUCUAUCCACAAUAGUGAAAACCAAAAAAUGCAAAUGUAAUUUUUUUUUCCUGAUAUAUAUAAAUAAAUACCCUUUGUUGUAGUAGCACAAAUUUGUAACAGGAAAUGGAAAUUUUGAUUGAACAGCCUCUGAGUGCUUCAGUUGGGUUUUUGUUAGUUUCUUCA
This is a messenger RNA of Vitis riparia (riverbank grape), 2121 nucleotides long. Its product is annotated as BTB/POZ domain-containing protein At2g04740. Gene Ontology annotation, molecular function: protein binding. Gene Ontology annotation, cellular component: ubiquitin ligase complex; cytoplasm. The transcript is spliced from 5 exons. The record is from RefSeq and is a predicted model, not a curated record. Lineage: Eukaryota; Viridiplantae; Streptophyta; Magnoliopsida; Vitales; Vitaceae. The coding region runs from base 188 to 1912 and encodes 574 amino acids.